Molecule: messenger RNA, 3080 nt
Organism: Eurytemora carolleeae
Lineage: Eukaryota; Metazoa; Arthropoda; Copepoda; Calanoida; Temoridae
Exons: 8
Coding region: 163-2553 (796 amino acids)
Cellular component (GO): cytoplasmic ribonucleoprotein granule; nucleus
Molecular function (GO): RNA endonuclease activity; metal ion binding; mRNA binding
Source: RefSeq, a predicted model, not a curated record
AUUAUUAUUAUUAUUAUUAUAAACUGCGCAGGAAGCCGUGAUACAGUUGAUGAAACAGCUUUAGUACUUGGACAAUUUGUGUCUGGAAACAGAAAACUCUCAAGAACGGAAACAGACAGACAUUCAGACAAACAGACACUGCAGGCCAAGAAUCUACUUCUCAUGACAAAACUGCCGCCGGAGCUGACGAUUUCAAAUCGGCAGUCUGCCGACGAAAAUACAUUCAGUCAGUUCUCAGGCCUACCCAGUCAGCCGAGAGGACAGAAAGUGGCUCCAUCUAUUGUACGAAAAAUAAGUGACGGGUAUCUCCGCCAUGACAGUCACGUGACCUACCGACGCAAGCUGGAACCUGAAGACUCCAGCUACGACAGUGAUCAUGAGUUCCUAAGCUCAAGUCGAUCUUCAGAAUCGGCGCAUACGCUUCAUACGUAUCUACGUAGUAGCAGCAGCCACGACGACAUCUCCAGAAGUGCGUCAGAGACGCUUGGUCAGGAGUACGCCGAGUAUGUUACGUUUAAAAAGUCUGGUUCAAGGGAUUCCUCCCCGACCCUCUCGGAGCGGCUGGAGGGUGUUCGCGAGAGCCCGGGGUUGGAUAGGCUGGAGAGCGUUAGCGAGGACCCGGGGGAUGUUAUAGACGACAUAUAUUCUAUCACACAUAAUCCUAAUUACAACACUAAGGUUGAAUUCGCGCUUAAGCUUGGAUAUCCUGAACCCUUGACACAACGCGCACUCCUUAAGGUUGGAUUUAACGCGCAGCAGAACGAGCUAUUGGAUGAACUAAUCCGGCUACAACAGCUGAAGGGAGCUGAUCCUAAGGUACCGGAUUUCAUAAAAAAUCUGAAUUUCUAUUUAGAUGGGAGCAAUGUUGCGAUGUCGCAUGGAAACAAAGAGAGAUAUUCCUGUCUUGGAAUACAGCUUUGUGUUGAAUGGUUUCAAAAUCGAGGACAUAAGGAUAUAACAGUAUUCGUACCAAGCUGGAGAAAGGAAUCAAGUAAACCUGAAACUCCAACAACUGCCCAGCAUAUUCUAAUAGAUCUAGAGAAACAGGGUUUGAAAAGUUUAAUGUCGUCUUUACAGUCACAUUCUUUGUGGGUAACCCUGUACUUCUCGUUCUUGAUGGAUUCCAUUAUCAUGAUUUUAUUUUUUAGAUAUAUCUUGAACCUUGCCGCAGCUACAGAUGCUGUAGUUGUCUCCAAUGAUAACUUCAGGGAGUUGAUAAACGAGAAGCCUGAGUUCAGAAAGGUUGUUGAAGAGAGAAUACUUAUGUUCUCUUUCGUUAAUGACAGGUUUAUGCCCCCUGAUGACCCUUUGGGCAGAAAUGGUCCAACUCUUGACGCAUUUCUACGCAUAAACCAUACCCCUGCUGAUUUGCCUCCCCCAUGCCCCUAUAGUAAGAAGUGCACCUAUGGGAAUAAGUGUAAAUUCUACCACGCUGAGCGAGGAACAGUUCCUCAUAAGUCUGUAACAGAUCGUCUCAAGGAACAUUCUACCAUGAAGAUUCUUGAGGUACGAACCAGGAACACAAGCAGGGAUUCGUCUCCAGGAGAUAUUGCCAGGACAAAAUCAAUGAAUCUUGUCCUACAAAGAACGGAGUCAGACACAUCUGCUUUUAGCAGACCAAAGCAGUCUCUGACAAGAACACGAAGCUCUCGUCCGGCCAUCUCAGGUUCGGAUAAGUUCUCCGACUCCCUUCUUAUGCUUGGGAACAAGACGGAUAUCACCAAAUCCCAAUCUACCGAUAACAGGUUUGGACGUCCCACAGGAGAUUGGUCCAACCUAGAGAUGGGUUGUCUAAAUAACUACGGUUUAAGGGAUCUUAUACACACUGCUCCACCUCCCCCCGGACCCUGGAACACCAUGGUUCCUCCUCCUGCCCAGGAUGGUAACUCCCACCGGAGACUUGAACGUCAGCUGACGAUUAAUCCAUCAUUUGAUCCCAGGAUCAAUAAACCAAGAUUUCCUAAAUCCCAGGAUUUGCUAUCAACAGAGGCUAUGGAGUACAUGCAUAGAAACCCACCCCCUCCCUUUGGCAUUACCCCAGAAAGCAAUGAAUUCAAUCAUCAAAAUGUGACAAGAAUUGCUUCUGCUCCAGAUUCCCUCCGUCAAUGGGGAAGCAGUGUCAUAUCUCCUCCAGUAACAGUUGUAGAGCCUCUAAACCUUGGGGUUCUAAACCAACAGUCCUCUCCCAUACAGAGGAACUCAUCCACCUCAGAUUCCCAGCUGAACCGAACUCUCUCUGCCGGACCUUUCCUCACGGAUACAUGGAAUUUCGACUCUGGGAUAACACCAAUACUUACUCCCUCCUCCUCUCAGCUCAGCAGCAUCUGGGGACCAUUGCCGGCAGCUCAAAGCACUCCACAAGCGUCACCCAAUCAGAGCAUCCUUGGCCCGGUCGGAAGCAGGCCGGUCAAGGACUCCAGGUUGGAACUAAAGUACCAUCUUUCUGCUCUGUUCCCCCAGGACCAGGUGGAACAGGUUCUAACCAUGAUGCCGGAUGAGUAUGAUCCUAAAACCUUGUGCGCGGCAAUCAUGAAAAUGUUCCCACCCGCAUAAGUUGAAGUAUCACCAAGAAAUAGGUUUUAUACCAGACUUGGCCCACUAUACUAUAUAUAUAUAUUGUCUAUAUAUGUACCAUUAUUAUUAAUGAUCGUUAUCACAAAUUCAUUAUCUACCCAUUCCUAUUUAAAGAUCUGUAAAGUAAAGGAACUUAAUGUGUCUAAAUAUGAACUUACAGAAGUUUACCAAGAAAUACAUAUUAACAAUUCAUUUUUAUUAAUAUUUGUACAUUUGUAUAAUUGAUGAACUACCGUCCAUGUUGUUCGGCAUCUUGUUAUUUACAGUAAUAUCGUUUUAUGUACAGUAAUUGUUAUGUACUUCUCAAAUGUAAAAUGAGAAAUACUAAAAAGCGUAGUAGGUAGCUAGCACAAGUACUGCUGAUUAUGUUUAAAUGUACCCAUAAUACCAAUUAAUUGUAAAACUCAGCCUGUCCUAGCCACAGUUCUACGUUAUAACAUUGUUUUUAUAGUGAUUUAUUAAAAUGUAUUUAACCCAUAAUCAAUUUAUAACGUUUCUAUAUCAUA